Acanthoscelides obtectus is the source of this 3819-nucleotide messenger RNA. The record is from the annotation of a GenBank genome assembly. NCBI's taxonomy places the organism in Eukaryota, Metazoa, Arthropoda, Insecta, Coleoptera, Chrysomelidae.
CAGGAAAAGAUGGCCUCAAUGUGCGUGCACAAAACAAAAAUAUACUUUUGUUGAUAAACGGCGCUGCGUGACGCAAAGGUACUUGAACCGCCAGUGAUCACAUAGGUGUUAUGUGCCACUGAUUUUGUCCUUCAAUCUACCGAAUUCCAACGGCACCAUCUCCGAUUUCGUGUUCGGUUCGGCAACACAGCGUUCGUGUAUAUUUUGUAGGUUGCUUGAGCACUUGUGCCACUUGUUUGUCAUUUUUGGAUUAACAACUCGAUGCGUUUCUGAACCCGUCAUAAGUUUUGAGGUAUUUGGAUAAAUAAUCUUUGCGAGAAUUAUUUUAUUCUUUGGAGCCUCGCAUUUUUAAUGCAUUUUGAGGUUCUUUCAAUAUUGAGCAAGCAGAAUAGUAUUAGUAUGAAGUCCAAAACAGAUUUUGAACCAGUCGAUAAACCUCGCAUAAAAUCGGAAGUCACUUAUCCUGACUUUGUAGCUGAUUACGAUAGUUGUAGCAUCAAAAUUGAGGAAGCUAAAAUCGUCAAACAGGAUAAUGAUGACUUUGAAAAAACUACACAUCAUUUUAGUGUGGAAAAGAAAGUUGUUGAUAUCAUAGAAAUGAAGACUGAACAUUCAGUAGAUACAAGUCCUGUAGAGGAACCAGAUAGCUUGAGUUCCAAUAAAACAUAUUCAACAUUGCAUAGUGUCAAAGAUGAACAGUGGGAUGAAAUUAACCAGGUGAAAACGGAAAAUGGGUUGGUAGUUGAGGUUAAAUCUGAAAUUCCAGAAACUGUGAACAGCACAGAGUUAGAAAAUAUGGAUACUUUGAUGCUGAAUGAAGAGUUCGACAUCAAAUAUGAACAUGAAGAUUUAACAUGGGACAGUGCCCAAAUGAAUAAGUGGAACAGGGAACAAAAAGAUAUACAGAUCGAAGAAGAAAAACAGUUGUUUAGCUGCUAUAAUUGUAACUAUACCGACGAUUGCAAAAAGGGCUUGAUCGUUCAUGUCAAAAAGAACAAUUGUCAUUUAGAAUCAAAUUUGGGAAAAUUACCGUCUGCUUCCAGGAAACAGUACCGACUGAAUGUUUGUAUCAAAUGUAAUGAGGUGUUCAAACGCAAAGCGUUGCUGGUUGAUCAUAUGGUUAGAAAACAUGCCGAAUAUACUGCGUCAGCUUCAUCUAAAAUAUAUCAAUGCAAAUGGUGUGAUUUGAUAUUCGUUGAUACACGUCAAUUAACUAGACAUAUGCUAACACACAAUAAUGCCAAAGCUUCUGACCCGCACAUCUGCAAACAUUGUAAUACGUCAUUUAAAAAAAGGCAAUCGCUCUUUGACCAUAUUCUAAAGAAACAUCCCGACUUUAGCGAAACAGUUUCUAGUAAGAUAUAUGAAUGCACUCAUUGUGCAUUCAAAACAACCGUAGGCAGCCAUCUUACAAGGCACAUAGCAACACAUACUACUCAAAAACCCUUCGAGUGUAUGAACUGUAAUGCGUCAUAUAAAAAUAAGCUGUGCUUGGAUCAUCACAUUGUGAGGAAACAUCCCAAGUUUGUAGCUUCCGUGUCUCAUAAGAUACACGAAUGUACGUAUUGUGAAUAUAAAACUACGUACGCGCACGCUCUAGCUAUGCACAUGAUGAGACAUACUGGAGCCAAGUUCCCGUGCACGAAUUGCGAUUCGUCGUUUACAAGUAAACGAUCGUUGGACAACCACACUUUACACGAACAUCCCGAGUUUACUGCUUAUAUGUCUCAUAAGAUACACAAAUGUACACAUUGUGAAUAUAAAACAACGCGCGCGGGGGAUUUAACUACUCAUGCCAUGAGACAUACUGGAGCUAAGUUCACGUGUACGAAGUGUGAUGCGUCGUUUACAAGCAAACGCUCGUUAGACAACCACACUUUGCACGAACAUCCCGAGUUCGCUGCUUCUGUCACCCAUAAGAUCUACGAAUGUACAAACUGCGAAUAUAAAACUACGCGCGCAAAGGAUCUAGCUGGACAUAUGAUAAAACAUACCGGAGCUAAGCUGACGUGCGCAAUGUGUGACGCGUCAUUUACAAGUAAACGAUCGUUAGACAACCACACUUUGCACGAACAUCCUGAGUUUACUGGUUCUGUCACUCACAAGAUACGCAAAUGUACACAUUGCGAAUAUAAAACUACAUUCUUCCAUAGGUUAGCUACGCAUUUAAGAAAACAUGCCGGACCGUUAACGUGUUCGGAGUGUGAUGCGUCGUUCACAAUCAAACGGUCGUUGGACAACCACAUUUUGCAGAAACAUCCUGAGUUUAUCGCUUUAGUCUCUCACAGGAUACACGAAUGUACACACUGCGAAUUUAAAACUACAGUCGGGCAGUCUCUAGCUAGGCAUAUCAUGGAACAUACUGGAGAUAAGUUCACGUGUUCAACGUGCGAUGCUUCAUUUAGAAGCAAACUAGGAUUGGACAACCAUGUUUUACAAAAACAUCCGGAGUUUACCGCGUCCGUUUCUCAUAAAAUACGCGAAUGUACCCAUUGCGAAUAUAAGACUAUAUACAUGAGGAAUUUAACUAUGCAUAUGACGAAACAUACUGGAGAUACAUUCCCGUCGUGAAGACUCGCAGAGUGGCGGUGAAGCCGAAAAUGUCGACGAUGAAGUGAGCUAGUACACUGCGCAGCAAAUAAAUUUCAGGUUCUGCUCAUGUGUCAACUCUUGCUGCAGUCAUCAUCAGUGUAAAAAAUCUAAUUUUGACAGUUCGUAUUGGGUUUUCAGAGUAUAAAUAAUGUUGGAACAGGCAUUAUUUCGAGAUUUCUGAAGUGAUCUUUACAAGAAUACGAGGGAUGUCUUUUAAGUGUUGCAUAUAGAAACAUAGUAGGCCGCGCGGAUCGAACGUCAGUACUGAAUCUUAACCUCACUCUUUAGUAAACUUAAAUUCAAAGUUUCACAACAAUACGUGCAGUGUUCUCACUACAGUGAAUUUUUAAGUGUCACCAAGUCAUUAGAAAAAUGGAACUCCACCGAGAACAUUUUCGCGCCAUAAUUUAUUACAACUUUCAGAGACAAUUAUCGCAACAAGAAUGCCUUGCUGAGUUACUGUCUGUUUUCGGCAACGAAGCGCCACAUCAGUCGACAAUUUCCCGUUGGUAUGGAGAAUUCAAACUUGGACGGGUGAGUCUUAGCGACGAUCCCAGGGUGGGUGCACCAGAAACGGCAGUCACCCAGGAAAACGUCGAUGAUGUGCGCAAACUCGGAAUACUUCGAAAAACAAUAAAGUCAUUUAAAACUACCUACCGUGUUGUUUUAUUUCCAUAUGCUAAACUUAAAAGACAUCCUUCGUAUAGAUCAUGGUUCGUAUGGCUUUCUUCUGAAAUUAGUUUUGACAACGCAUGCGCGUUGGAGAGCUUCACAAUCGGGUGUCAAACCGUUGGAAAUGUGAUGCUAGAACAUUCCUAAUAUUAUAGAUUGGCAGUUGUAAAUUUAACUGCCGUCAUUCGUUAACUGCAUAGGCCAACCAUGAUCUAUUAACGUCAAUAGUUGUUCUCCCUAUACCGGAUGUUUCAAAUAUUCGACUCUCACGAUUGGGAUUUCGGAAACGGCUUGAGAUACGAAGUGGCUAAGAAAAUGGUAAAAGUUAUAAAAAUAAUAAAAAAGUUAUGCAAUUUAUUAUGAGAUAAUAAUUAAAUAUCCGACGAAUGUCAUAUUUAAAUUCUGUUCAUGCCGAAAUUGCCAAUGGUGAAAGUCAAACUUGAAACAUCCGGUAUAGUGGGUAAAUGCCUUUAUCCUUGUUAAUCAUUUAAAAUACAUUUUGUGUGGUACAGAUUCCGAUACUGUGCUUUAUGAAUAAAGAUUCGUGCUAUCUGC